UUAUCCUGUUAGGCAUUACACAAUUAUACACUUUAGGCUAUACAAUUACUCCCAUGAAGGACUGCUCCCGUCCAUCACCUAUGCUUUUGUGUAUUGCAAUUGCUGAGAGGAGUGUUAGGACUUCAUGGCAUGUUUGGGUGGCUAAGUGAUUUUAUUCUAAGCACUAUUCCAUCACUAACGUCAUCGACUAGUGCGGUAGGGAGAGGUGAUCUCUGAAUGAAUCCAAAGUGUAUAGUUCUGUCAUAAUUUAUCUAAUGACUAUGAUGGUAAGGAAGCAAAUAAAAGUUUGACAAUUAUAAAGUAUGCUAUUUUUUAUUUUUGCAUUGUUCUUCAAAAUUGGUCUUAGUUUAUUGUUAGUUUUUACAACACACACUAUACUUUUUCUUCCUCCUCAAUGUGAUCACUAUCCUGGUAGUUUCAUGUCUUUCCUUAACACAGUCAAUUAUUUUAACUUAAUCUACUCGAUCUACUAUGUAGUUUAACUUCAUAUGGAAUUUCUUGAUCAGCAUCGAUAUGUUUUUUCCCUUCUAAAAUCUCACGUACAUUCCCCCCUUCUCUUUAUCUUCCAGUUGAAGUAAACAUCUUUUAAACAAUCCUAACCAUUUGGCGCUUCUAGCGCUUAGUGCUUUAUCCUUUGGCAAGAUUUUUCGAUAAUUUCACCUCACAGAAUAACCACGACUACUUACCUCAUUACUACUAAAAGAAUGAAUUUAUGUGAAAAUAAAUGGCUUGCUUUUUUUUAAAAAAAGUUAUUUUACAUUAUUAUCAUCUUUAGAUCCUAUAGGUUUUGUCUCUUCCUCAUACUGACGAAAAGAGAUCCGAAAGGAAGAUGGCUUAUGGUACUGUUCAGUCACCGGUCAGACCCUCAUAGAGCAUCCUUUUUUACCAAAUAAAAAUGCUGAAUAAGUACACUUUCUUGUGUAAAUUGUUAUCGUAAAAAAAAAUAAAAUAAAAAAUAAUUUUUUUUUUUUUUUUUUUUUUUUUUUUUUUUUU
This is a messenger RNA of Cokeromyces recurvatus, 993 nucleotides long. RefSeq lists its product as uncharacterized. The record is from RefSeq and is a predicted model, not a curated record. Lineage: Eukaryota; Fungi; Mucoromycota; Mucoromycetes; Mucorales; Mucoraceae. The transcript has 2 exons. The annotation marks the transcript as partial.